AUGGCAACAGAGACAACGACAAUACCCUGGCAGCGAUGCACCAAUAAAAGUUGGGCAGAUCGACAGCGACAGGAAGAAGCAGAGACUCAAGAAGAAGAAGAAGAAGAACCAGAAGUAGUUUAUGGGGCGUCGGACGACUUGGGGGCGACACCACGGCAGAUAAAAGGAGCGUUUGCCGCCGGUGGGAUUGCCGGUGCCGUGGUGGGUGCUGCCGGAAUUGCGGGAUGCUUUGUGGGCGCUCCCGUGGCCGCCGUCGCCAUUGGCGCAGGUGCUGCCAUUGCCGCUGCCAAAUCCGAAAAGGAAAUUGGGGAAGUGGCUCGGGGUGUGGGAGAUUUGGUGGCGGACAAGUCGGAAUUUCUGUUGGCGAAUCAAACGGUAAAUCGAACCGUGGAGGGGUAUUCUCGACGAGCCAACAGCGUCAAUGAAAAGAUGCAGAAAUGCUCGGUCAGAGCCAGUCAAACAGCCAAUGACCUCAACAAGAGUCUCACCAAAGGAGCUAAUGGCCUUAACCAAUCUAUACACAACACAGUCCAGCGAUGUUCUCUCAAAGCCAAUCAAAUCAAGGAACGGGCCAGUCAAGUCAAAAGUCGGGUUGCCAACACCAUUGAAACGAGACGCCGACGAAGGCGCGGAGCAGGGGAUGACGAAACUGUAUUCCAUGAUUGUCUCGACGAUGACGGUGGCUGGGAAGACUUUCCUGAGGACUUUAAGGAUGCACUGGAGGAUACAUUUGAGGAAGAAGAAGAAGAGAUAGAAACAGAAACUCAAGACAAAUAA
Molecule: messenger RNA, 777 nt
Organism: Seminavis robusta
Lineage: Eukaryota; Bacillariophyta; Bacillariophyceae; Naviculales; Naviculaceae
Source: the annotation of a GenBank genome assembly